AUGGGUAGAAUUGAACAGCCGGAUUUGACAUGGUGGAACGUGGGAGAGGCAUCGACAGCUGUACUCAUUGCAGCCAUUGUCAGUUUAUGCCUGGGAACCAAAUUGGAAUUAUCGUUGAUUAUCAGUGGCAUGCGAUGUGUGGUGCAAUUGUCCUUGAUGGGCUUCAUCUUGGAUGAUGUUUUAAAAACACAACAUAUGAGUGUGGUGAUGGCCAUGUCAGUGGUUUUUGUUUUACUGGGUUCCUAUGAAACUGUAUUUAACCGAACAAAAAAAACAUUCAAGGGCAUGUUUCCUGUCAUGUUUGGCAUCUUGUUGAUUAGUAAUCUCUUCAUCACGUAUAUCGGUACCGCAUUUGUCUUGAAAGCAGAUCCAUUUUGGGAUCCACCUACAUUUGUACCUGUCAUUGGCAUGUUGCUAGGCAACUCAAUGAGUAGUGUUGCUAUGGCAACGGAACGCUGUUUGGAUCAAUUUAGCACACACGCGCCCAUGCUGGAGACAAGACUAUCUUUUGGUGCUUCAAGAUAUGAAGCUUCAUUACCGCUGGCGGUGGAAGCUAUCCGACUUGCAUUACUCCCGGUUAUUACCCAGUUAAGUGUUAUGGGCAUGAUCAAUAUUCCUGGUAUGAUGACUGGUCAAAUCAUGGCAGGAACGCCAAUGAUGGAGGCCGUCAUUUAUCAACAAUGUAUCAUGUUUAUGAUUGCGGCAAGUAGUGGUUUUGGUGUAGUCAUGUCAGUUGCUGCUUGUAUGAGUAUACUGAUCGACAAGGAUCAAAAUAUGAGACAUGAUCGAAUCUUGAGCAACAAAUCUUUCCAUCAAUAUUUCCCUUUCAAGCGCCUCCGCCAUGCAUUCUUAUGUAAUUGCAAAAUUGUCAGUUGCUGUUGCAGUAAGACAAGAAAACCACGUAAAUCGAUAUCAGAUGAAGCAUAG
This is a messenger RNA of Mucor velutinosus, 927 nucleotides long. Its product is annotated as Glyco_hydro_35 domain-containing protein. The record is from RefSeq and is a predicted model, not a curated record. Gene Ontology annotation, cellular component: plasma membrane. The transcript is spliced from 6 exons. Lineage: Eukaryota; Fungi; Mucoromycota; Mucoromycetes; Mucorales; Mucoraceae. The coding region runs from base 1 to 927 and encodes 308 amino acids.